Molecule: messenger RNA, 2074 nt
Organism: Syngnathoides biaculeatus (alligator pipefish)
Lineage: Eukaryota; Metazoa; Chordata; Actinopteri; Syngnathiformes; Syngnathidae
Gene: plxdc1
Product: plexin domain containing 1
Exons: 13
Coding region: 306-1691 (461 amino acids)
Source: RefSeq, a predicted model, not a curated record
AGAAGAGAAAAAAAAAAAAGUAUAAAUAUUUCCUCUUCUUGCAAACACCCAGAGUGAGAGAGGGCUGCGUGGGUAGAGUGAGAAAGGGAAGGGAUCGUCUCCUCACUUUUUUUUUUUUUCUCAACUCUCACACUGUCAUGGUGCCACCGUCCCAGAUGUUCUCUUGAGGAAGCGCAAGAGCGGAGCUCCAAACGCCGAAAAACCUCGGAACGUGAGCGCGUGGGAGAACCGCAGGCGGCGAAGACGAACGGAAGUCUGGACGAGCGAGGUGGAGGCGGGGGGGAACGACGACGAGGCGGCUGGACAUGGAGCUCGGCGGGUUUCUCCUCGUAGCGCUCCUCCAGGCUCAGAUGGGGAUCCUGUGGACUCGUGAAGACGCAGAGAGGGGGGCACCACUGGAGAGGACGAGCCUCGAGCGGCCGAGAGGCGCCCGCAGUGCGCCGCCCCAGGGGGGCCGACUGGACAUCACCUUCCUGCCUGACAACAUGAGCCAUACAGUGGAGGACUCAAAGCGCUACUACAGCUGGCAGAGUUUCGGCCCGGACGACAGGCGCACGCAAGACUUGUGGGUGGACCUGAAUUCCCUGCACAAGAGCCAAGUCCGAAUCCACGGCAUCCUGUCCAACGCGCACCGCCAGGCGGCGAGGGUGGCACUUUCCUUCGACUUCCCAUUUUACGGGCACUACUUGAGACAAAUUAUCGUCGCAACCGGCGGUUUUAUCUUCAUGGGGGAGAUUACCCACCGCAUGCUGACCGCCACCCAGUACAUCGCCCCCCUCAUGGCCAACUUCGACCCGAGUUUCUCCAUGAACUCCACCGUGAGGUACUCGGAUAAUGGUCAUCUAUUUGUGGUCCAGUGGGACAAAGUCCGGCUAAAGGACCGAGAGGCCGAAGGAGCUUUUACGUUCCAGGCGGCGCUGCACAGAAACGGAACCGUCGUGUUUAACUACAGAGAAAUCCCGGUGCCGGUGGAGAGGAUAAACUCCACGGAGCAUCCGGUAAAAGUGGGACUGUCCGACGCAUUCAUGGCCUACGCCCCGUCUGCGCAGAUGACAGAUACAAAGCAGCGGACCAUCUACGAGUAUCAUCGCGUUGAAAUCAACACCACCACGAUCGUCAGCGGGUCGGCAUUUGAGUUCACGCCACUGCCUACUUGCCUCCAACACACAUCCUGCGAUCCCUGCCUGGGGUCCAACCUGACUAGCGGAUGCGGGUGGUGCAACACGCUUCAACGAUGCUCGGACGGGCUCGAUCGCCUUCGACAAGAGUGGCUGGAUUACAACUGUCCCGAAGAGGCUGAAGGAACGUGCGAAGACUACUACCCGCCGUCGCACGAGGAAUCGACGCUCACCUUCUACUCGUCACCUGCUCCGACGCCAUCUUCGGCCAAGUUCCACGACAACAUGGUCACCGGGGAGCCUCCGGAGCACACGAGGAUGACAGAGAAUGCGGCCAUCAUUGCCGGUGUGGUGGGGGCCCUGGUCCUGGUGGUGGCGCUGACCUUGCUGGCCGUGUACUACAUCAACACGCACCCCACAUUGGCUCCGCCCUUUUACCUCAUGCAGCGACGCAGCAAUAACUACUGGCCCGCCAUGAAAUUCCGCAACCCGGACUACCCGUCGGGCUACGGCGAGGCGGAGCCCGUCGGUCAUGAGAAGGAAGGUUUCAUCGAGGCUGAACAGUGCUGCUAAGGCCGGCCACGUGGAGAAAAAAUGGCGGAUUCAUUGGAAGUACACUCAGCAACUGGCUUUCUUUCUCCUCGCGCCUUUGAAGACGCGCGCACGUCGCAGGUCGCGAGGUCUGAAACAAAAUUCCUUGUGUGUUUUUGACAAAAUAAAGAUGAUUCUGAAAAGAGGGUGGAAAAAAAAAACCUCAUCAAAUCAAAACUAAAUGUCAGUGAACACUGUCUUCAUACUGUACAGUACGGUUCACGUGUUUUUAAAUCAAGUCCAUCUUUUGGGUUGGAGAGAGAGAAAUGUGAGGUUGUUGCAUUAUGUAAUUAUGAUAAUAAUGACUAAUGAUCUUUAGGAAAUUGACACGCUUGUUUUGUUUUUUCUGUUUAAAUGUCUUAAUA